AGAGUGACGUUCUUUGGCGUCAAAACAAAUAAAUCGAAUGUAUCAAGAAUAAUCAGUAUUCAGUUGUCAUUUCAUUCAAUUUUUUUCUAUUGUUGGCGAUCGACGAAUGGCGAUUUCUCUUAUCCUGUAAAAUUAAUAAUAAAAUUGUUUUAAAACGACUGAUAAGUGCAAAAUUUAUAUGACUUGUGGUGUAUUAAACGUGUAGAGUUCUAGUUGAUUGGACAAAUAAAAAAUAUAAUGAAAGUUAUCUGAAUCCUAAAAAAGUGUCUGGUAAUCAUCUUAAAAAUUAAAAUGAGUAAGCAUAUGUACUCUACUGCUAAUUUGACCGACAAAGAACUUAAGGAACAAGGAAAUCGACUCUUUAGCUUACGACGUUUCGAAGAUGCUAUGAAUUGUUAUACGAAAGCUAUUAUAAAAAAUCCUUCAGUUGCAACAUACUUCACAAAUCGUGCACUAUGCCAAUUGAAGAUGAAAAGAUGGGAUGCUACUUGCCAGGACUGCCGUCGAGCACUUGACAUAGACAGCAACCAAGUAAAGGGCCAUUUCUUUCUGGGGCAGGCUCUGGUUGAACUUGAUUGCUAUGAUGAGGCUAUUAAACAUUUACAUAGAGCUAAUGAUUUAGCCAGAGAACAGAAAUUAAACUUUGGUGAUGAUAUAGCUGCUCAAAUACGAAUUGCUAGAAAAAAGAGAUGGAAUGUUCAGGAAGAAAAGAGGAUAUCACAGGAGAUUGAACUACAGACAUAUUUGAAUAGGCUAAUUAAUGAAGAUUUACAGCGUAGAAUAGAAUCAAUAAAAUUAGACAAUAUAAAUGAAGAAGAUACCAAUUCAAAAAUAACAAAGGCUGAAGAAGAAUGUAAUAACUACAGCAGCGAGUUAAAUAAUCUGUUUUCCAAAAUCGAUGAGCGGCGAAGGAAACGCGACGUACCGGAUUUCCUCUGUGGCAAAAUCAGCUUUGAGAUAUUGAAUGAGCCUGUGAUUACGCCCAGCGGUAUCACAUACGAACGUAAAGAUAUUGAGGAACAUCUAGAGCGCGUUGGACAUUUCGACCCAGUGACUCGUGUGAAGCUAACCGCAGAUCAACUUAUACCUAACUUCACAAUGAAGGAGGUGGUCGAUGCUUUCCUGCAGGAAAACGAGUGGGCACUCGAUUAUUAAUUUUGACAUUUUACGUCUUAUGGUAAUGGAAUGAUUGAUCUCGUAUAAAAAGGGAAUUUGU
This is a messenger RNA of Pieris napi, 1216 nucleotides long. RefSeq names its product E3 ubiquitin-protein ligase CHIP (gene STUB1). Bases 292 to 1155 code for a protein of 287 amino acids. Gene Ontology annotation, molecular function: ubiquitin protein ligase activity; protein-folding chaperone binding. Gene Ontology annotation, cellular component: Z disc; cytoplasm. The transcript is spliced from 7 exons. Gene Ontology annotation, biological process: positive regulation of proteolysis; protein quality control for misfolded or incompletely synthesized proteins; proteasome-mediated ubiquitin-dependent protein catabolic process. Lineage: Eukaryota; Metazoa; Arthropoda; Insecta; Lepidoptera; Pieridae. The record is from RefSeq and is a predicted model, not a curated record.